Oncorhynchus gorbuscha (pink salmon) is the source of this 1635-nucleotide messenger RNA. RefSeq lists its product as uncharacterized. Gene Ontology annotation, biological process: response to bacterium. NCBI's taxonomy places the organism in Eukaryota, Metazoa, Chordata, Actinopteri, Salmoniformes, Salmonidae. The transcript is spliced from 5 exons. Bases 57 to 1145 code for a protein of 362 amino acids. The record is from RefSeq and is a predicted model, not a curated record.
GUAAGACAUUUUAAUUGAGUUCCUUUUUUAAAUAAUUUGUAGUAUGCAGUUUGAAUAUGAUAAGUGAAGUGGAUGUUCUGUCUGUAAUGUGUAGAAAUGCCUUUGUCUUUGAUCCAUUUUAUUUGUUUGCUUUGACCGUCUGUGCUUUUACCAAACCAAACGUAUUCCAACCAACCCCUGUGAUGGUUACUGAGCUGGGAGACACUGUGACUAUCACUUGUCUUAGUUCAGAUGAGUCAGUGACCAGAUUUAAUUGGUUCAAGCAGAGUUUUGGACAGGAACCCCUCCUCAUGGCAUCAUCUCUUUAUGUUGGCCAAGAGAGUUAUUAUUCAUACAACUUUAUCAAGGACUUUACUGAGACCAAACGUUUGGGUGUGAGGAGAGGAGACUACAGCUAUAACUUGACCAUAUCCAAGACAGAGCCAGGGGACUCAGCUACAUACUAUUGUUCCACUCCAGACAUCUAUGAGCUCACAUAUGGAGAGGGAACUGUUUUAAUUGUCAAAGACUCAGAGUCCAACAGCAUGUCUGUGCUCCAGCAGCCUGUGUCUGAGUCAGUCCAGCCAGGAGACUCUGUGACUCUGAACUGUACAAUUCACACUGCGAGCUGUGCAGGAGAACACAGUGUCUAUUGGUACAGACAUGGCUCAGGAGAAUCCCGCCCAGGAAUAAUUUACACCCAUGGAAACUGGAGUGAUCAGUGUGAGAAAAGCCCUGAGACUGAGAAAAGCUGCAUCUACAACCUCCCCAAGAGGAACCUCAGCCUCUCUGAUGCUGGGACUUACUACUGUGCUGUGGCCUCAUGUGGGGAGAUACUCUUUGGGAACGGGACUAAGUUGGACAUUGACGACCAUAGAGCAGAUCCUCUUCUCUUGGUGUCCUGCCUGGGUGUGGUAUUGGGUGUCACGUUCACCUUGAUCAUUGUCCUGGUUUGCAUCAUGUACAAGAUGAACAACACAACAUGUGUGCAGUGCAGAGGACUCGUCUCUCAGACCAGAGGUCCUGCAGUUACCAGGUCAGAUGUAGGGGACCAAGAUGGAGACAGUCUCCAUUACGUAGCUGUGAAUCUGAGCAACAAGAAGAACAGGUCUAGAAGACAGAGAGGUCACAUGGAGACAGUGGUGUAUGCUGGGAUCAGACAGUAGAACUGGAUGAAUGAAACAAUGAUAAUUUUAUACUAAAUAACUCUUUAAUAACUAGUUCUAGCUCCAUUAACUAUCUAUGAACGCAUAAGCAGUCAAAUGUGAUAAACAGUGGUCAUAGCUUUUUUUGUUAUACAAAGUUGAAAUAAUUGAUUGCAUUGCUUCUCUGACAAACCUAUUUUUACAUUUGAAUAAUAUUAAUAAUAAUAACAAUAAUUUGGGGGAUGCUUAUAUUUGUCUUGGUACACAUCUGUGUAUUGAAAAUGUUUUUGUUGUUGUUGUUGCUAACCCCAACUCCCCCUGAGACACCCGCAGGGAGUGGGUUCACAGCCAGGGUCACCAUUGUACAGCACACCGGGAGCAAUUCGGGUUAAGUGCCUUGCUCAAGGGCACAGUGACAGAUUAUUAUUAUUUUUAUUGUAUUUGUUGUGCCUAUUUUAGCAACAGUAAAAUAGUUGCUUGUAUAAAGAAAAAUAAAGUGUUUCCAACUGUU